AUGGACGGUGUGGAUAAUGAGACAAGUCCCGUUCCAAAAAUAGUGAACGGUGUCGUUCGGAUGCGGGAACGACAAAUGCGGACCGCAAUUACGACAGGUCAUCGGACGUAUUCUUCACAUCGACCAGGCAAAAUUGUGAAAAGUUCACGAGAGUGUCGUCCCACCGUCUUCACGCAUACAAACUCCAAAAAGACACAGCGCAAUAGGGAAUUCCUCCAUCUCCUUAGUGACAAUCCUUCCCUUCCCCAGGAGGGGCGAAAUACCGCAGGUUCGAAAGUUCCGUUUGUGCCUGGGUGGGAUGAAUCGACAUCCACCGCCAUUAAAACUUCCCCUCCUCUUCCUCUCUCGACGGUUGCCAACCAACGAGCGCCGCUACUGAACCACGGAAUUGGAAUGCAUUGGCUUGGUGUGGGCACUUGCAAAAUGCCCUCAGAUUGCCCCAUAGAAAGACCCCCUUCUGAAUGGAAUCAGCUAAUCACUGAUAUGAUGGAACCACUCCUCAUCAAAACAGCAGGUGAUACAGCCAAUGAGGAGGUCUUUGAGCCUGAAAAGAUUAUCAACCCUCGAUUGUUCUCCCAGACAGCCUCAGCGUUACCACACCUCUCUCCCCCCAAAAGAACCAAUAGGCGAAGUCGCAGGCCGCCUGGAGAAUACAAAUACCCCUCGAGGCCCGCCCUGAGAGCGGGGCGCGAAGAUCACAGCUCCGAAUUCUACAUGCCAACCUCUUCGGACAGACGCAAGGUUAUGAUACUUUCUCGAUCCGAGCAUUGGAAAAAUAUGGUAUGA
Messenger RNA from Paracoccidioides lutzii Pb01, 786 nucleotides. RefSeq lists its product as hypothetical. The coding region runs from base 1 to 786 and encodes 261 amino acids. The record is from RefSeq and is a predicted model, not a curated record. The transcript has 5 exons.